This is a messenger RNA of Elaeis guineensis (African oil palm), 944 nucleotides long. RefSeq lists its product as uncharacterized. NCBI's taxonomy places the organism in Eukaryota, Viridiplantae, Streptophyta, Magnoliopsida, Arecales, Arecaceae. The record is from RefSeq and is a predicted model, not a curated record.
AACUUCCCGCUCCCGAAGAACCCAUUCCCGUCGCCCUCUUAUCCUCUCUCUCUCUCUCUCUCUCUCUCUGCCGCCCGCCUCCUCUUCUUCUCGAUGGCGCUCCACUCUUCUGCACCGAUGCGCCCGACUCCCGUCCACCUCACCUCCAUCAAACGCCCCCGGGUUCUCCUCCGGCCCGGCCCCUUUCGCACGUCCGCCAUCUCCUCCGCCCUCAAAGCCCGCUUCGUCGCCAAGCGCACCGAAGCCACCUCCGUCCAACAGCUUCAGCGCCCCCUCGUGGAGUACAUGAGCCUGCCGGCGAGCCAGUACUCUGUUCUGGACGCGGAGCGAAUCGAGCGCGUAGAUGAGAACACGUUCAAGUGCUAUGUGUACCGUAUCAAGUUCUUUGCUUUCGAGGUUUGUCCUGUUCUUGUGGUUCGGGUCGAGGAGGAACCUUAUGGGUGCUGCAUCAGGCUCUUGUCUUGCAAGCUGGAAGGUUCGCCGCUGGUGGAAGCUCAGAACGAGAAAUUCUCAGCUUCGAUGGUGAAUAGAAUUUCCUGCAACAAUUAUAUGGGAAAUUUAGAAAUGCAGCAGCUUACAACAGAUACAGCUAUUGAGGUCACUAUUGAAAUUCCUUUUGCAUUUCAAGUGAUGCCUGUAGAAGUGAUUGAAUCCACUGGUACCCAGGUCCUUGAACAGUUGUUGAGAAUAAUGCUUCCACGAUUUUUGAAGCAGCUUGUUAAGGACUACCAGGCUUGGGCGUCAGGUGACACCUCGAGGCAGCCUCUUGGAACGGGUGAACUUUGAAGCGGGUAGAAGAAAAUGGUGGUGGAACCUCGUUAUAGAAUUUGCUUUUGUUUGGUUUGGCUUUAGUGUCCAUAUCGUGUCUUUACAUGGUUAGUCCAUCUAGAUAUUUUAAUGAUCUCCAGCUGAGAUUGAAGUUAAAUGCAAGUGGUACUUGCUUA